This is a messenger RNA of Sardina pilchardus (European sardine), 4679 nucleotides long. RefSeq names its product scavenger receptor cysteine-rich type 1 protein M160. The record is from RefSeq and is a predicted model, not a curated record. Bases 21 to 1940 code for a protein of 639 amino acids. Gene Ontology annotation, cellular component: membrane. Lineage: Eukaryota; Metazoa; Chordata; Actinopteri; Clupeiformes; Clupeidae. The transcript has 9 exons.
GGAGCGACAAGCACUCCGAGAUGCUGUGCCAGAACCUGGGCUGUGGAAGGCCCGUCGCCAUCCCCGAUGGUUUGAAGAAGAGGUCAGGGGGGGAAGCAGCGGUCAGCAGUGUGCACUGCCCGACCAACGUGUCCGACUUGAGCCGCUGCAGCUUUGUGAUGAACGCCACCUGUAAGAUGCCGACUGCCUAUGUUGUCUGCUCAGGAAGCCUCAAGUCCAAGCUGACUCAUAGUCGGGAUAAGUGUGGGGGUGAAAUGAGGGCCCUUCUGGCAGGGUCCUGGCAGCCUGCAUGUGGUGAUGAUAAAGUGAAGGACACAAUCUGCAGAGAAACGGGUUGUGGAACAAUCUGCAGAGAAACGGAUUGUGGAACAGCAUUACCUAAUACAGUGGCAGACAUAGUAACCAACUCACGGGCCCAUUUGGUCAAAUGUGCCGAGCCUUUCGAGUCCCUAGUGAACUGCACCGUAGAGACCGGACCCUGUGGCGAACAGAAACGAAGUGUCAGAUGCUCGGGCUGGAGUCAUCCGCUGGUGGUGGGGGAGAAAGCGUGCAGCGGUCCCGUGUUCAUCCAGAAGGCCACCUCCUCCAACCUCCUCCACCCCAUAAGCUCGGCCGGCUGGGGCGACAGGGAGUCCAGGGCCCUGUGCGGGAGCCUGGGCUGCGGGGAGUUGGAGGACAACAGCAGCAAGCCCAACAUCCAUUUUGAGAAAUGGUGGGACAAAACUUACAAGUGCAAAGAUGGAGACCAGAACAUUUGGAACUGUAAAGAAAAUGACCAACCUGUUAAAGAGCAACAGUUGAGCAUCAGUUGCAAGGAAAAUCGGAAAAACAUAACGCUGACCGGUGGCUGUUACGGAGAGGUGGUUAUCGAUAACAAGAAGGUCUGCAAAACCAGGUGGACCGCGUUCAUGUCCGACAUUCUAUGUCAUCACCGGAGCUGUGGCAACCGUAUAGCCGAGGGUUAUGUGGAGUCUUCAUGGACUGGUGAGGCGUAUCAUUUGAGUUGCACUGGUGCUGAAGUGAACCCCCUGCAGUGUACAGCAGACGAAGGCAAAUGUAAUGAUGGCCCAGCUUCUGUGAUCUGUUCAAAGAGCUUGCGUUUUAAUCUGUCGGACGAGUGCGGAGGGGGGAUCCGAGUGCUCUACGGUGGUGAGUUGAAGCCUGCAUGCCUGAAGAGAGAGAGAGGAAAGAAGCCCAGUCGUCUGUGCAGUGAGGUCAAAGAAUGCGGGAACAUCAACGACAACAAGAAAGGCGUACCCGAACAGAGAGGUGGCCAGAAUACCAAGAAGUUUCGAUUCAAGUGUGAUUUGGACAAAGACCGAGAUUACUGUAGUAUGAAUUCGAGUGACAAUUGUCAGAGUGAUGACUACACUGAGUUGUACUGUGAUGGUUUCAAAGAGAUAAUCCCCCCUCCUGAACUCCCCAUCAAUCUCAUUGUGGGAGUUUCUGUUGGACUGCUCCUGCUGGUGAUAGCAAUCGCACUGGUACUGUGGCAAAGAAGACGUAUUAUGAAUCGGCUGCGUGGUGGGAGACGGGCCUUUUCCCAGACCAGAUCAUCUACUCUUGCAAGUGAUAACUUUGAGGAUAUAGAGCUCAGUUUGAAAGAAGGCAGAGAUAUGGAACUGAAGAGUCAAGCAAACGGUCAGCGGAAGAGUCUGAACAGUCAAGCCGCCUCUGAGUAUGAUGACAUUGACGAGGAAGCAGACCCUGGAUUUAACAGUGCAGAUGAAGCCCCCCCUCUUCCAGACAGACCAGCUCUUGAUGGAGAAGUGGACGAUGUUGAUGAUUACAUAGAUGGCAACUACGACGACGUGGACCAACCCCCACUGGAGGAGGAAGAAGACCCAGAGCAGCCAGGCGUGCCGGCCCAGCCUCAGGACAGCUCCGUGCCUGUGCCGUUGGACGAGGAGGACUACGUCCUGCCAGAUGACGACGAGUGAGGGAGGUGGAGUGGAGGUGAAGUGGAGGUGAAGUGGAGGUGACCUUUUACUUUCCCAGGAAAUGUAAAUCGUGGGUGAGAUUGAUGUGAACAUCGUGGGUGAGAUUGAUGAGAUUUGGGUGAGAAUGAGUUCACGGCACGACGGGCAUGUUAAAUGUUAUGUGUCUGCACCCCCCUGCCCCCAUGUUCACCCACUCCGAAACAAAAUAGUCUUCCUCCUUGUAAAAUACAAAUUGGAAUUCCCCCAAAAUCCACAAACACAAUAGCAUUGUUUAAGAUAUUUUAUACUCACGAAUGAAUCAGAAAGAGCUUGAUGAAUGUAAAAGCUGGAAUAUAUAGCUUGAUAUUUGUGUUGCCAUGCUGCAAGGAAGUGAAUUGCAAUGCUUAUAGUCUGCAGUGACGUCAUGCCCAUUAAGGGACCCCUCCAUGUCCUCAAGAUGAAUGUAUGUUUUUAAAACAUUAUGAGAAGUGAACUGCUCAGUUGGAGGGUGCUCAGCUAUAGAGUCAAACUAGUCAAACUAAUGCAAUUCAAACUUUGCCAACCACAAAAUAUCCAUGAACGACUAGCUAAAAAAUCAAUAUUCAUUUAAGAAUUGCCCCACAAUAAUUUUCAAUAAAGUUAUAAUGAUGGUCUAUACAGUACUAAUACAAUAUUAGGCCACUUAUAUUUGAAUACAAUAACCAUUAAAAAAAAAAAAAAAACCCAUGCUAUCAGAAUACUGUAGUCUAGUAGAUUAGGAAUUUGUCAUGCUUGGUGCCACGAUAUGCUGGAUUAAGAUAGGGCCCAUAAUGUUGAUUGAGAAUAUUAUGUGCCCACAAUGCCAAUCUUUAGCAGAACAAAAUACUGAUAUCUCAGUGAACCACCAUGACAUCAAUAUUGGUCCAAAUAAUGGGUUCGCACAUGAUAUGAAAUAUAUCCAGAGGUUUUUGAAUGAUCUUCAUCAAACUAUUCAGUUACUUGCUAAUAAGAUUCUGGUGAACGGAUUAAUUACUCAAGGUUGUGGAGUCAUAGAUCAAGGGGGUCAUGCACAGAAAUGGAUAUGCAGUGUUUGCAUAUCUGAAGCAGUUUGAAGGACCUUAAUCACACUUAAUCGCACUAUUAAUCACUAAAAUAGGCCAUGGGUCUCAGAUACAGUGUAGGUCAGGGGUCGACAACCUUUUCUCUUGAAAGUGCCAUUUUCUUUUACCAGAAAUAACAAAUAAAUCUGUCUAGGGCCACAAAGAUAUCGGAAAUCUUAAAAAGAAUCAGUUUCAACAUCUCCAUCUAUGGUAGCCUCAGGUAUAUGACAUACUCGACAUAAUCUGCAUAUCUGCUAUAUUGUACAGUAUAAUAUUUCCACCAACUGUUAAUGUUUUGGGACAGCUUGUAGCUUAAGGGCAUUAUGAAAUAUUUUAAUCACUUCCAUUUUUAGAGAAAGCCAAGAGGAGCUAAAGGGCUGUGUAGGUGGUUGAAUGACCUUGACCUUUUCUCUUAAUUCUAGCGGACAAAAUGUAGAUAGCAAGUGAAUAACAAUCAUUUUUUUGUUGUUGCAUUUCAUACCAAAAAUGCAACAACAAAAACAAUCCUCAAUAUAUAUUUUAAAUAUAAAUAAAAAUAUUCCUUUAAGUGGUUCAGCUGGAUUUCCUCCUGAGUAGUAACCAGUGUUCACGUCACAUAAGCCAGAAGACAGAGGAAGUGCUGCUUGUCUUUUUAGGUACUCCUGUCCCUCCCAAACUGCAUUUAAAUGCCAUGUUUAGCAGUCAAAUUUUCAAAAAUGCCCCAGGAGAGAACCCCUGGACCCCUGCUGAUAGCAUCCACACCCCUCACAGAAGAUACUUUCAAUGUCGCUGAUUAUGCACCCCCAGAGUUUGGGCUUGCAUGAUGCCCCUGCUUACAGUAUAUCCUACUUUAAUGAUUUGCCAGCUUUUAAACUUCUUUUAUUACAUUUUACCUAAAUAGAAUUGAAUGCAUGUUAUUGACUCUUAUACUGUUAGAUACUGGUAUAGAUACAUACAACCAUGUUGUAAAUAGUGCAGUUAGCUUUAGACAGCUUUAUAUAUGUAAACAUUCUAACUAAAUGUCUCUAUAUAUGAAGUUCUGAUCAUAUACUUAGUGACACCAAUAUCCACUUCUUCUUUGCAAAGGGGUCCAGCCCUUGUAACAACCAUACCUGUGAUCCACAAUAUGUAUUCUAUGACAGCAUAUCUGGGAAGAAAUGAACAUGCAAGGGACAUUCAAACAAUUGCUGUCCUAUUGAUAAUCCAACAGCAUCGCACCACUGGUGUACUGUAACAUGAGCUCAGUGAGCGUGGAGUGUUUGGCCUGGGUGUUGGACAACAGCAAGUGUAAAAUGAUUCAUACACAUGUCUAAGGGCAAGAUACGCAGCUGUGCUGAGCUGAUCAUUACAGAAUACUUGGGGAAUCUCUUAAUUGCCUUGAAUUCCAAUGCUUCAUUUACUCAUGCAUGUCAGAUGAAGAGCCGCCUUUGCUCUUAAACUGUCACGCAGUUGUUGCUUGCGAUCAAAUAAAGUAUGAUAGUUGGUUUUAUAGUGUAAAGUUAAACGUUUUUAUAUUACAACAAUAUUUUUUAUAAUGUUAUGUCAAUGUAUAAGCUUGUGCUGAUUUCUUUUUUAACAUCAAGAGUUGUUAUUGAGAAUAUCAACAUAUGUUUUUUAUAUUUUUGCUCAAGAUAUUAUAUAGCAAAGUAGAUUUUAUUUUCUGUUAAUCGAUUGGUUGUUUCUACUUCAAUAAAAAAUAAUA